This is a messenger RNA of Trichosurus vulpecula (common brushtail), 8222 nucleotides long. It is a transcript of the gene SORBS1, whose product is annotated as sorbin and SH3 domain containing 1. The transcript has 35 exons. Gene Ontology annotation, molecular function: protein binding. The coding region runs from base 258 to 4973 and encodes 1571 amino acids. Gene Ontology annotation, biological process: cell-substrate adhesion. The record is from RefSeq and is a predicted model, not a curated record. Gene Ontology annotation, cellular component: cell-substrate junction; nucleus; cytoplasm. NCBI's taxonomy places the organism in Eukaryota, Metazoa, Chordata, Mammalia, Diprotodontia, Phalangeridae.
ACAGAAAAACAGAGCAGGGCGAGCUGCAGCAUGGAGUGCUAGGGGAGCAAGGGCACGGGCUUGCAUCACCAAGGAGUUGAGUCCAGAGAAGUUUGCACCCGCUCUGCUCAGGACUUCAGUCCCAAUGUCUCUUAUCAUCACCUCUACCCAUUGGGAACUGAAAUCCAUCCUCCUAUAGCCUCCAGAGUCUUCUGUUGCAGAUACUUCCCCCAAGAGAGAAAACCAGUGCCUGGCUGAAAACCAGCCCCUCUACCAUCAUGAGCUCUGAAUGUGAAGUUGAUAUUUCCAAAACAGUGGUAAACGGGCUAACCUCAACCAGUAAUGGUCAAGAAAAAGCUAUUGGCGACCCUUUACGUGCACGCUCUAUUUCUGCUGUUAAAAUCAUUCCUGUGAAGAAAGUGACAAACUCUUCUGGCCUAGUCCUCCCUACAGACAUGGACCCUACCAAAAUUUGCACUGGAAAAGGAAUGGUGACACUCCGGGCAUCUUCCACGCACAGGGAAUCACCCAGUGCCAGCCCUGUGAGCCCCCAGGAGACUGUGCUCUCAGAAAGUAAGCCAGGUCUGGAGCCAGAAAAUUUCCCCACAGAUGAGUGGAGACUGUCCUCUAACGCCGACACCAACGGAAACGCCCAGCCCUCUUCCCUGGCUGCCAAGGGCUACCGAAGUGUGCAUCCCAAUCUUCCUUCUGACAAGACCCAGAUUUCCUCCCCUCCAUGCCCUCCUCGUCCAAAAGAGCAAAGCUUUGCAUGGCAACCACGCACUGAAGCUAAGGUUGCCUCACCACCAGUGCCCUCCAAGGACUGUGUGUACCUGAGUUCACCAAAGCCUUACAUUCUCCAGGGUGCUUCUAUCCAGCAGCGUCCCUCCUUUCCCCCAGCUCUGCCUUCCUCCCAGGUAGCCAGCACAGCUCCCAGAGUCACAGCGUAUGCUGGCCAGGCAUUCAUGCCUAGGAGCUCCACAUUCCCUGACGCGUCAUCCCGAUACCAGAGCCCCUGGGAGGCUUCCAGGGCAGAAGAUAGCCCUAAUGUGAGCUCUAAUCCCCGUCACGAGGCAGGAAGGGAUAAAAAAAAGGUCAGCAGCUUAUAUGUCGCUUGUUUAUCCAACAACACCGGCCCCACUGCAUCUGAGAACUCCCUUAAGCUUGCAUGUGACCAAACCCAAAGAAACCCUUUGGAAGACCAGGUCAUCCGAGCACCGGCUCUUGGCAUCGCAUCCUCCUUGCCUACCGCUGAACCAUCCCGCCUUGCUCCUCUUUCCGAUCCUCCCCAGCUGUCCUUUAAGACCAUCAUCAGUAGAGAUGCAGUUAGCCAGGGUGACAGUCUUCUUCUGGGGACUGAGUCUCCUCUCACAGAAGCAGUGAGACCACCUGUGCUAAGUGCCCAGAUUCCUUCGGGCCAAGGGACCCUGAAGAGAAAAGAACGUUGCUUUCCCCGACGGUGGUAUCCAGCCAAGGACGCUACCACAGCUCAGCCAGGGAUUAUAGUAGUCCCUCUGUACCUGGUUAACACAGACCAAGGGCAAGAAGGCACAUCCAGAACACCACCACCACCUCUGGUGGCCCUGGACCAAGUUGCCACAUUCCCAGCGACCGCCUCUGCUGGCGUGCCUCUGACCCUUCCGACAUUAGAUGAUUUCAUUCCCCCUCGUCUGCAGAGGCGAUCCCACCAUAACCAGCCAGCCAAUCCUUCUGGCUCAGGUCCCCCCGUUAGCCAGACAGCACCAUCACUGUGCUCUCCACCUCCUCCAUUGGUCCCUCCAGUCCCGGAGGCCCUGCACAGAGUCUCGAAGCCUGACCUCCCUGGAGCUGUCUCAAGUACAGGUGCAGAUUCUCUGGUAAAUGAAGUUUCUUCACCCCGCAUUGGGACUGAUUCCCAGAUUUUCCCACCAGUCAGCAAGCCUUCAUCUGCUUACCCUUCCACUACCAUCGUUAAUCCCACCAUUGUGCUUCUGCAACACAAUCGAGAGCAACAAAAGCGACUUAAUAGUUUAACGGAUCCUGUACCAGAAAGAAGGAAUGAAGACAAGGUAGAUUCAGCACCAACGUGGGAGAAAGUUGUUCUGCCUGGCGCACGACCAGAUAAAACAGUAAAGGAUGAAAAUAGAAGACUGGUUAAGAGCCCUCAGUGCCUAAGUGAUGGUUCCAUGGAUGAAGUGGGCAUUCCACUAAGGAACACUGAGAGAUCCAAAGACUGGUAUAAGACGAUGUUCAAACAGAUUCACAAACUUAACAGAGACACUCCUGAGGAAAACCCUUAUUUCCCUACCUACAAAUUCCCUGAACUUCCUGAAAUCCAGCAAAAACCUGAAGAAGACAAUCCUUACUCUCCUACCUACCAGUUUCCUGCAUCUACUCCUAGUCCUAAAUCAGAAGAUGAUGAUUCAGAGCUCUACUCUCCUCGAUACUCGUAUUCUGAAGAUUCAAGAACCCCCUUUUCAGUGCCUCGUUCAAAAAGUGAGAUGGAAUAUAUCGACUCGGAGAAGGUGGUCAAGAGGUCUGCCACGCUGCCCCUACCCUCCCGCUCUACGUCUUUGAAAUCGAGCCUGGAAAGAAAUGACUGGGAGCCCCCAGAUAAGAAAGUGGACACUAGAAAAUACCGUGCAGAACCUAAAAGCAUUUAUGAAUAUCAGCCGGGCAAGUCCUCAGUUCUGACAAAUGAAAAGAUGACUCGGGAUAUAAGCCCAGAAGAGAUAGAUUUAAAGAAUGAACCUUGGUAUAAAUUCUUUUCGGAAUUGGAGUUUGGGAGACCGCCUCCAAAAAAGAUAUGGGAUUAUACUCCUGGAGACUGCUCUAUCCUUCCUAGAGAGGAUAGAAAGAAUACAAGAGUCAGCCCCACUCCAGAAACAGCUGCUGAGCGUCCUGCCUACUCAUAUUCGCCCAAUAUCCAUGCAGUGAAGAGAGAGUCAGAGAUGGCUCCAGGGGAUUCCACUGGUUUGGAGAAUGAAAGACAGAUUUACAAAAGCGUUUUGGAAGGUGGAGACAUUCCCCUCCAGGGAUUAAGUGGUCUCAAGCGGCCCUCCAGCACUGCUUCCACUAAAGAUUCAGAAUCACCUCGGCACUUCACCCCAGCUGAAUACUUGGAAAGUACUGAAGACUUUAUUCGAAGGCGUCAUGAUGACAAAGAGAAACUUUUAGCGGACCAGAGACGACUUAAGCGUGAACAAGAAGAAGCUGAUAUUGCAGCUAGACGGCACACGGGUGUUAUUCCAACCCACCAUCAGUUUAUCACUAAUGAGCGGUUUGGGGACCUCCUAAAUGUAGACGAUACAGCAAAGAGGAAAUCUGGGUUAGAGAUGAGACCUGCCAGAGCCAAAUUUGACUUUAAAGCUCAGACGUUAAAAGAGCUUCCUCUGCAGAAAGGAGAUAUUGUUUACAUUUAUAAGCAGAUUGAUCAGAACUGGUAUGAAGGAGAACAUCAUGGCCGUGUGGGGAUCUUUCCAAGGACAUACAUAGAGCUUCUUCCACCAGCAGAGAAGGCACAACCCAAAAAGAUAGCACCAAUACAAGUUUUAGAAUAUGGAGAUGCUGUGGCUAAGUUUAACUUCAAUGGAGACACCCAAGUGGAGAUGUCCUUCAGAAAGGGAGAGAGGAUCACGUUAAUUCGACAGGUUGAUGAGAACUGGUAUGAAGGUCGAAUCUGUGGUACCACACGACAAGGCAUCUUUCCCAUUACAUACGUGGAUGUGAUCAAGCGACCUCUGUUGAAAAAUCCAGUUGAUUACAUUGAUCUGCCAUAUUCGUCUCCAAAUCGCAGUACAACCGCUUCUCCCCAGUUUCCAAGUCAUGGCAAGUACCACUCCCCAGCACCCCAAUAUCUGCCUUAUUCACGUCAGGUAUUGUCUCCUGAGAUGCAUGCCAUCACCUCUGAGUGGAUCUCCCUGACUGUAGGGGUUCCAGGCAGAAGUACUCCAGCUGUGACCCCACCAUUGCCCCCUCUGCCAGAGACCUCUCUUUGUAACACUGAAUACUUUACUUCCUCAGCCUUGGCCAGUCCUACCCUUUCAGUAAGCCGUCCCCAUUCUAGUCUUUCAGAUCGCUCUAGCCCAAGCCUUUUGGUUUCUCCAUUCCCCCCUAACCCUCACAGACCAUCUUCCACCAUUCACAAUGUCAGUGCUACCCUUCAGUCUAAUGAAGAGAAUAUCAUGUCCUCACCAUCCCCCAGUGUUAAAUGGGAUACCUUCUCCCAGCCACUGCUUGGGAACUCCAAUAGUGUUAUCUCUGAGCUUAGUGAUGCCAUUAGCAAUCAAGCCAAGUUCCAACAGUGGCAAGAAGAAAACAGACAGUGUUCAAGGAAGCCUAAUAAAGAGGCAGGUGAAUACUACCCCGAUGGAUCCAAGAUCUCUAAGAAGAGCUGCUUGAAGCCAUCAGACCUGGUCAAAUGUAUGAGCACAGAACAGAGACUUUGUGAUAACACCCUUGGGGGAAGCCAAUCCUGCCAACAUCUUCUCAGCCCUAUUCACAGAAAUGAGGCUGGGCAAAGAGAUACCAGUGCAGGGGCCAAGUUCGCUGACCCGAAAGAGAAUCAGAAUGGUGUGAGACAGCCUUCACAUCAUUCAUUGAGCACAGGACCAGAUCUCACAGAAUCUGAAAAGAGCUACGUGGAAGCAGUUUGCAAUGAGAUCAUAAACAUUGCCGAAAAGUCUGUUCAUUACUGCAGUACUGUUUCUCAUCCUCUUGACUUUCGUCACAAGGUGUCUCCUACUGACAAUAAAUCAUCUCUCAUCAUUUCUCAGCAACCUCAAGCCCAGCAGCGAAGAACCACCUCUGACAGAAGUCAGAACCUACAGGAUUUAUAUAGCUACCAAGCAUUAUAUAGCUAUAAACCACAGAAUGAUGAUGAGUUGGAACUCCGAGAUGGAGAUAUUGUGGAUGUCUUGGAAAAAUGUGACGAUGGUUGGUUUGUUGGUACUUCCAGAAGAACAAGACAGUUUGGUACUUUUCCAGGCAACUAUGUAAAACCUUUAUAUUUAUAAGAAGCCUGAGAACCUGUGAUUGUUUUUUAUUGGUGGAUGAAACACAGAACACAAAGCAGUCUCUUUAUCUCAAUGUUGAAUCAAUAAGUCGGUUAGUGCAAGGAAGAAGUGAGACGUCUUAGAACGACUUGGGGAAGUGUUGGAUUUAAAGCGUGAGCCUCCUAGGGCCUUGCACAGUACUUGGCUCAUAGCAGGCUUCAACAGAUGUUUCUUGAAUGAAUGAAUGAAUGUAUGUAUGUAUGAAUGAGCUAGGGCCCAGUUGUUUGCUGGGCAACAAGAAGCAAGCCAGACUUCCAGUUUACAUAACUGCCUUUUUAAGCCCCACUAGGCCUCCCUGUCACCCUCCUGCGGUGAGCUGACAUAGAACUGAAGGAAAGAAGCAAGUAGCCCCUUGUUGGAGGCCCAUUCAGUUCUAGCCCAGUCCUAGGAGUGUUGGUCUAAGUUGUGUGAACCUGAGAGAGUCAUUUGAGUCUGAAGCAACCCAGAGAAGACCCAAGGAAGCCAGAUCUGGUCCAGUCUUACCUUAAGGUUUGGGGGUCUGAUCUUUAUUGGGUUUGGGAAAUUAUCCCAUGUCCAAAUCCAAACCCAUGCCUCUCUAAUCUGCCCCAGAGCAGGUUUAGAAAACUCGCUAUCCAUUUGAAUACCCCAAAACCCAUCAGACCAGACUUUCCAGGGCUAUUCUGGACCAGACGUGUUCCAACUUGGGCCCAUACUCUUGAGACUCUAGUGGGAAGGGUAGGGGUAGUGGAAAUAAGGUACCAUUCAAUGUGGGACUCCACUCUUUCACUCCCAUCACCACCACAUAUCCUGAUGUUCUGACAAUUUAAGCAUGUAGCAUUUGCUUGUGAGAGUUAGAGGAAGUAGAUCAGAGGAACAAGUUGGAUUUGUAUCUGAUUAAAGUAAAGUUGAUCUAUAGUUUAUUGGGGUAACAUGCAGCCAGUCACUAUCCAUGUAUACAGAUACAUACAUGUAUAUAUCCUUGGAAUUUUUACUAGGUUACCUUCAGAGAGACCAAGUUUUAAUUUGUUUAAAGACUUUCACUGUUUCCAAGCAUAUCAUAUGUAGAGCCCUGGAAUGUUCAAGGAUAUUUCUUACAGAAAACAAAGAACUGAAUUCACAGCAAAGUCUCAAAGUUAUUUUGAUCUAGGCAAAUCAAUCAAAAAUCACAUUAAUUUGACCUAUCCUUGGAGCAGAGAGGGUAGCUGCCCUGAACUUGUACUCUCCUGGCUGCAUUUCAUGCCACCAUCUAUUGGAGGACCAGAAUGCCUAGUCCUUCUGCCUGAAUGGGAGGAGUUAAUCCCUCAGAGCCAGAAUCAGUGAGGGAGCCAUCCAAUCACUACAUUUGCACCAGGCAGCCAGUGACUGUGGAUGCAUGAAUGAGGGCUAACAGAACCAUAUGCAUGAAAGACGUUCACUGCUGGGAAGGUAUAUUAACAUCUACUUGAGUUCACCCAUGGCGACCUCCAGGUACUGGUGGGUCCUGGCAUUGCUACAGUUCCAGCAGAGAAUGUACAUACAGUAAGCUUCAGCUCUGUGAACGUAUAUGAUCACACCAUCAUUACACUAGCCCUGUGUGUGUACUCAGUUGCUCCACAGUUUAUUUCACCCCCUUCCCCCCAUACAGGACAUGUCCUAGGCAAAAUUGGGAGGGGGUAAAUAGUUCCAAUUUUGUACCCUAUUCCAUCCCUCAGUGGUACCCUCUCACCCCCAGGGCCCUAGUACUCCUCCUGUAUCUUCCACCUUAUCAAAACCUGUUCUCAGGAAAGAAUCUGAAAAACUCAUUCAUGACAUAUAAAUGACUAGUAAGAUUCAAUCUGUUACCCCAUCCAAGGAAAUUUGCACUUUAAGAAGGCAGGAAGCCUUAAUCAAAGGAAUGAAGUUCCAGUGGGAAAACUUCAGAGUUGGUAGGGGAGAAAUUACUGGGCAAGGGGAACCCUUUUGAUGCCUCAGAAGUCAUGCCACGUGGGCAGCCACUGCCACCAGAUCGUAAGACUACUUUUUUUUUUUUUGCCAUCUCGCUCUGCAGGGGAUUUAGUAAAAGCACGUGUGUGUACAUGUGCACAGGCACCCGCAUGUCCAUUUAUUUCAGCACUAUGGCAUUAGGAUUCACUUUGAAGUGAAAGUCUUGCAUUGGAUAACUAUUUUUCCUGAUCUGUUUUGGAUGCAGACUGUUAUUGAUAAAAUAUUAGACCAUAGCUUUUAAAGGGGGGAGGGUGCUUCUCCAUUAGAUAGCUAACUUCAGACACCUCUAGGAAUACAGCUAGAGAAUGAAACCAAUUUGUAAAGCUACAUUUUACACAUAAUGCCAGUUACAUAUAUUUGUACAUCUCUGGAACCUCCAGUUUGUCUCCCAUGUUUUCCCAUAUGUUUAAUAAUAAGGAAAAAACCCCUAAAAUUUGCAUCAAAUUUCUGCUUCCUACAUAUCACAGAACAAGUAGCCAAAAUUUCUAGUGGCUACUUUGUCUUGAGACAUUUAGGAAUAUAAAAUACUUAUUUUUAUGCUUACAAUGUUUAUACAGGUUUAUUAACAGCAAAUACACCUAAUUGAUAGCAUGAUUUGCAAUACAUUUUGAUAUCUUCCCCAUGCUGCGGGGUCUAAAAACAACAUCAGCUGAAAAAACACUUACCUUUCACAGUCUCUCUGGGAUCAGUAAAAAAAGAAAUCACAUCCUCAAAAAGUGGGACUGUACAUAUGUAUAUUUGUAUAGACCAUGUACUUACCUUGUAUAGAAAAAAUAAUUUUAACAAUUUGAAUGAAAGAAAGACAGUAAGGAAGUCAUUAAGGGUUUUUUUGCAUUUUUAUUUAAAUGAAGGAAUUCCAAGUUAACCCCUAUGGAUUUUUUUUUUUUUUAGCACAAGAAGACACUUGUAAAAUGUUACAGCUUUAAAUCAUCAUUAUUGGGGGGAAGGGCAGUAACUCUGAUCCUCAUUUAUGAAUUUUGAAAAUUUUUUCCUUUGCAGUCUUGUUUCCCUGCAGUAAUAUUUAGUCCUGUUGCUAGAAUAGGUUAAUAUGCAAAUUAUAUUCUGAAAGAAAAAAAUAACUGACUUUCUAUGUAACCAGUUAAUUUAAAGGAUUGCCAUUGAAGCAACACACAGAGAGCAUGUACUAUACAGACACAGAUCUUGUGUUCAUUUAUUUUUCUUCAUUGCAGUGGAUUAUGGUUUAUUUGAUAAUAAAUAGACGUGUUGAAUUACUGCUACAUUUCCUGUACAGAUUAUUUAAUAAAACUUAUUCUCAUUUGCGUGGUA